AUUAAAAUGGGUGCUGAAGUCCUAUAUAGGCUAGGAAGCCGAAGAUCUGUGAUUGCAUUUUUCAAAUUCCAUGCAGUUCAGUUUGGAGUGAAGAUGCCAAAAGAAAAGACGCAUAUUAACAUUGUUGUCAUCGGUCACGUAGACUCCGGAAAAUCAACCACCACUGGUCAUCUCAUUUACAAAUGUGGUGGAAUUGACAAGAAAACAAUUGAAAAGUUCGAGAAAGAGGCAGCUGAAAUGGGUAAAGGUUCCUUCAAGUAUGCCUGGGUACUCGAUAAGCUAAAGGCCGAGCGCGAGAGAGGGAUCACUAUCGAUAUUGCUCUGGGGAAGUUUGAAACAGAGAAGUUCUACGUGACUGUUAUCGAUGCUCCAGGACACGGGGAUUUCAUUAAGAACAUGAUCACAGGAGCAUCACAGGCUGAUUGUGCCGUACUGAUAGUUGCAGCUAGCACUGGUGAAUUUGAAGCUGGUAUCUCCAAGAAUGGUCAAACACGUGAGCACGCCUUGCUCGCUUACACGCUAGGUGUGAAACAACUCAUCGUCGGCGUAAAUAAGAUUGAUAACACUGAACCACCUUACUCUCAGAUGCGUUUUAAUGAAAUUUCAAAGGAGGUGGCCGGGUACAUCGGAAAGAUUGGUUAUGAUUCGAAGGCUGUUCCAAUUAUUCCAAUCUCUGGCUGGCAUGGAGAUAAUUUGCUGGAGCAGAGUGACAAUAUGCCAUGGUUUGAUGGAUGGCACAUAGAAAGAAAUGAAGGCAUUGUCUCUGGAAAGACACUCUUCAAUGCUCUGGACAGUAUUCUCCCUCCGAAGAGGCCUACUGAUAAGCCACUUCGGUUACCUCUUCAAAAUGUGUACAAGAUUGGAGGUAUUUUCUUGUGUAUAUGUGUGUAUGUAUAUAUAUAUUUUAAUAAUUUUUUUUCAAUAGGUAUUGGUACUGUCCCAGUAGGUCGUGUUGAGACUGGUAUUUUGAAGCCCGGUGUGGUUGUUACCUUUGCUCCUUCUGGUCUAACCACUGAGGUCAAGUCUGUUGAAAUGCAUCACGAGGCUUUGACCGAGGCUUUGCCUGGAGACAACGUAGGAUUCAAUGUGAAGAACGUCUCCGUCAAGGAGUUGAAGAGAGGUUUUGUUGCCGGCGACUCCAAAAAUGAUCCACCUAAGCAGGCCAAAGUCUUCAAGGCUCAGGUUAUUAUCAUAAAUCAUCCUGGCCAAAUUCAUGCUGGAUAUUCUCCUGUUCUUGAUUGCCACACUGCUCACGUUGCAUGCAAGUUUGCCGAGCUUUUAGAGAAAUGCGAUCGUCGUAGUGGCAAGAAGCUUGAGGACAACCCACAAUCACUCAAAAAUGGAGAUGCUGCCAUUGUUAACCUAAUACCUUCCAAGCCUAUGUGCGUUGAAGCUUUCUCCGAGUAUCCUCCACUCGGUCGUUUUGCUGUUCGUGAUAUGAAGAGUACAGUCGCUGUUGGUGUAAUUAAGGAGGUUACCAAGUUUGAAAAGGAAGGAGGAAAGGUCACUGGGACUGCUCAAUAGACGAAGUGAUUGAAUGAUUUUAGUACAGGGUUAUUUUAGGAAACAAAUUUUCUUUUAUUUUUAUUACUUGAUAAUGUGAAUUUUAAUUGUUGUUAUUGUGCUUAUUGUUCUCAAUCUGUGAAUUUUCACCCUGCUCCUA
Amphimedon queenslandica is the source of this 1663-nucleotide messenger RNA. Its product is annotated as elongation factor 1-alpha-like. The transcript has 10 exons. NCBI's taxonomy places the organism in Eukaryota, Metazoa, Porifera, Demospongiae, Haplosclerida, Niphatidae. The coding region runs from base 7 to 1524 and encodes 505 amino acids. The record is from RefSeq and is a predicted model, not a curated record. Gene Ontology annotation, molecular function: GTP binding; GTPase activity.